AUGAUAAUGGAGAAAAAACCGUCCAAGGGAAGAAGCUUCCUCACCUUCUUUGACUGGAAUGGAAAAUCUCAAAAGAAGCUCUUUGUGGAUGUUGCAAACCAAGCAAAGGAAAACAUUGAAAUCUCGCCAUUGCCAAUGUCACAGAUAAAGAUGGAUGAAAAUGUAGAAAGUCCUAGUAGUAUUGCAUGUAGUGAUUUUAGCUUUGCCUUAUCAAUUACUAGUGAUGAUUCUCAAGAAUGCGAGACUAGUAGUAACUCCCCAGGGCUAGUAGCUAGACUCAUGGGUUUGGAUUCAUUGCCUCCAGUUUCAACUCUCUCUCAUGAGAUUGCCCUUCAUUCAUUGAAGGACUAUUGUCACGUAGAUUCCAUAAACAUGGUACUUAAGUCAAACAGAAUGUCUUUGGUUGGACCUUUAUCUCCUUCCUUGAGAGCUCCUGAACUGCGAGACAAGUCGGAGCGCGAAUCCGGGUUUAAUGUGAAUGGAAAACCUACUGAGAGGAGAAGAAACUUAUAUAAGGCUGCUUCAACUUAUAAAGACUCGAGAGAUUCGGGAAAUAGUAGUUCCCCGCAUGGUAAAGGAAAAUCUGUUUCACUUACAACAACACAAUCCAAAACCAAUGUUCUUAGUAAGGAUACAUUGAAUUUGAAGGGAAAUAGGACAUGUGUGAAGGAGAAAGAGAUAAAAUCGAAUCGAAAAAAUUGUAUUGGUCGAAACAGCGAUGUUCUUAGGCCGAAUGGUUUAACCAGCAAAGGUAAAUCAACUACAAAAGUUCGUGACAAUAGGCCGAGACGAACCUGUUCUUCAGAAAGUUCGACCGGAGUUAGGAAGACAGCAAACAAAUGUGCUGUUAGUUCCAACAUUGAAUCGAAAAGGUCGAGCACGAGAGUAGCUGAUAAGCAAAAGGAGUUUUCAGUAUCCAAAAGAAAGAAUUCUUCUUCCCCAAAGAAGAGGUGUGAUCAGAAUGAUAAUGCAGUUAAAUCUUAUGAAAGAAAGUCGGUAAAAUGUAAUGUUACAACUGAUGAAAGGAUUUGCAACUAUUCAUUUAGCAUGAAUGAAAGCAAGGAUGUCAUUUCAUUUACAUUUACUUCUCCAUUGAGGAGAAACAUGCCUGAGUCGCGAUCCACUACCGAGCAAGCGAUGGAAACAAUGACUGGUAUUGAUGUCGAUGCAUUAAGCGUCAUGUUAUCUCAUAUUAACCCACCUCAAUGCACCUUUGAAGUAGAAGAUUGUUCCGUUGGUUUUAAAUCUAUUUCGGAGGACGGAUUUAACAGCGUGAUGGAACUUGAAUAUGUAAAGGAUAUACUCAGCAGUGCAGAAUUGAUGACAGAAGAAUUAGCAGUGGAUGAAACCGAAAAUAUGAUAAUGCCAACUCUGUUCGAUACGUUGGAGAAUCAGAGAACUGAGGUAGAAAGCUAUGAAGAGUACUCUAAGCUUCAAAGGAAAGCUAUAUUUGACUGUGUAAGUGAAUGCUUAGGACUAAAAUGUAGGCAAGUUUUUGUUGCAAAGUGCAAAACAUGGCCUAGAUGGGUAACAUUUAUGAGGAGAAGGUGGUUAACAGAAGAAGUGUACAAGGAAAUAUUGGAACUUAGAAGCAUGGAAGAAGAGGUGGUUGUGGAUGAGAUUGUCAGAAAGGACAUGUGCACUCCAAUGGGUAGAUGGCUUGACUUUGACAUUGAAGUCUUUGAAAAUGGCUUAGAAAUUGAGCUUGGCAUUGUAACCUUUUUGAUAGAUGAGUUGGUAUCUGAUCUCUGGCUUGUUUAA
Messenger RNA from Lathyrus sativus (Indian pea), 1761 nucleotides. The record is from the annotation of a GenBank genome assembly. Lineage: Eukaryota; Viridiplantae; Streptophyta; Magnoliopsida; Fabales; Fabaceae.